AUGGACCUUGACUCCGCCGUGAUAUUCGGGAGCGCGUUCUUUACCGCCAUGGCGCCGGACGCCUCUGCAGGCGGGGGUGGUGGUAGGAGGGUCGAGGUGGAUGGGGUGGACAACUUGGAGGAUCGAGAUGAGGAAUUUAUUCUGAUAUAUAUGAUACUAUUUGAGAAACAGCAGCAGCGUGCCGAGCCUGACCAGAGGGGCGAGGAGUGCUCCCUUGCUGCCGCUGUCGUCACGCCGCCGCCUGCACCUACUGCCGAGGGGGAGUGGGAGGGGCAGGGCGAGUCCGGGGCCGGGGCGGCCUGCGGCGACGACCAGCAGCAGCGUGUUGAGUCGGACCAGAGGGGCGAGGAGUGGUCCCUCGCUGCCUUAUCUGGCUGGAUGCAGCUCGGCGACACGCAUGCCAUGCUCGGCCGCAUGGACGAGUCCAUCGCCUGUCAUGGCAAGGGCCUCGAGAUCCAGAUGGCUUGCCCGGCUUGGCUGGCUGCAGCUUAUCUGCAGCUGCAGCUGCAGGAACUCCUCUCACGAGUACUGUAG
Messenger RNA from Miscanthus lutarioriparius, 534 nucleotides. Lineage: Eukaryota; Viridiplantae; Streptophyta; Magnoliopsida; Poales; Poaceae. The record is from the annotation of a GenBank genome assembly.